GCAAAGAGAAAGACGAAUGAGAAAAAGGGAACUUUUGGGAUAAACUGUGUUGGUUGAAGAAAGGGCUUCUCGUCGCUGGAUAUUCGUUUUCAGAUGGUCUUCGGUUACUUAUACGUCUUUUGUAAACUUUUCAAAAUGUGUCACGUUCUUGACAAGUCACUUUUAAGCAGCGGGGAGACGUAAAUAGUUGUUUAUUGUCAACGUAGACGGGAACAGUUAAUACCAUUUCGUAGACUAUCUUUUCAAGUACUGGUAAUUUAACUUCAUUCUCCCCCAAUUAUCAUCGAAGUAGAAUAACACGUUAGUCUCGCUCUAGCGUGUUGCGUUGUUGUUGUUUGUUUGUGCUUUCCCCACUCGUGGAUCUGGCAAGGUUCGGCUACCUUGUGACUCCGUGAAUGCCCCGUUUUCUCUCGGUACAACGGUGAAGGAUGCCAGAAUGCCUUCGCUGAUCAUCUCCCAUCUGCUCGUCAUCUGGCUAGCUGUCCAGAGGUUGGCCCUUUGCGCCGAGCGCGCUUCGACUCGGGAGCGCUUCAAAGUGGUCAUCGCUCCACUGAUCUGUAAACGGACAUGUCAACGGACGGGUCAGUGUCAAGACACCUGCGAGCAGGGCAACAACACCACCCUGAUUGGAGAGAACGGACAGUCUGCUGACACCCUCACUGGCCGGGGUUUCAGAGUUGUGGUGUGCCCUCUGACAUGUCAGAACGGGGGCAUGUGUGCGUCGCGCACACACUGCCACUGCCCGCAGGGCUUCACGGGCCGCCUGUGCCAGCUCCCGGUGCUGAACAUGUCGGCGCGGGGCAACCAGCCUCCCGCCCUCCCACUGCCCGUAGGCGGAGGAGUGGGCGCCACGGCGGGGGUAGGAGGGGCCGGCGGCGAGGGCCAGAGCAUGUUGGACCUGGGCGGACGUCAUCAGAUGACGCAAACCCACACCGUCCUCACCCUCCCACUGCUACAGGGCACCGGGCACCACUCGUCUGAAGUUCACGUUCGUGUCCACCACCCGACUGACACGUCGGUCAUCAUCCAGCCUCUGGAUCAGCCGGACGGGAAGCCUCCUAAGACUGUGACGCGCCUCCCCCCUCCCACACACAAGCCUAGGGGGCGCUGUUUUCAGGAGACAACUCCCAAACAAGCUUGUAGCAGUAACCCCUUGCCCGUGCUGACCAAUCAGGAGGACUGCUGUGGCAGCGUGGGCAACUCGUGGGGCCAGAACAAGUGUUAUCAAUGCCCCAAACUACCAUAUCCUGGAUUAAAGCUCCAGUCUAUCAUAGAGGACUACGGUCCCAACUGCCCCCAGGGUUACAAACGACUCAACAGCACUCACUGUCAAGAUAUAAACGAGUGCACCAUGCACGGCGUGUGUCAGAACGGCGAGUGUCUGAACACGCAGGGCUCGUACCGCUGCACCUGUAAGCCGGGCUACACGCUGGACCGGACCCUGGAGCGUGCGCGCUGCGUGGGUAAGACAGUUGAGUUGGGGACUUGUUACCGUGUGGUGACCGAGUCAGGGAAGUGUGAGCACGCCCUGAAUCUGAGGGACAUCUCGCUAGAGAUCUGCUGCUGCACCACCGUGGGCAAAGCCUGGGGCAGCUCCUGCCAGAGAUGCCCGCAGGCCGGCACAGCCUCCUUUAAUAAGAUCUGUCCAGCUGGAAAGGGGAUGUCCUAUGUGACCAUUCAGGACAGGGUAACCCUAGGGCUACUCUAUCCUCCCAUGUACCCUCCAGUGCCAAAGCCUGAUAUUCCAGAAGUCAAGCCUCCAGCGACCCCUGUCCAGACGACCACGCCUGUGCACCAUGCCCCUAUUAGCACGCCCCGUGUCCCCCCUAUUAUCACGAAACCCACACCCAAGCCCAUCAUCAAAGUGGACCCAACACACUCCGCCCUUGGGGUGCAAACACAGGUCUCACAUGUAUUUAUAGACAUGUGUGCCCAGGGAAGGAAUAUCUGUGGGCAGGGCAAGUGCAUUACUCUCGCCAAUGACUACGCGUGUCAGUGCAACCAUGGCUUCCACUUCGAUAUGCAAAGGAGAAGUUGUGUGGAUGUGAAUGAAUGCGAGUCUGAGCCUUGUGGUAUCAAAAAAGGGACCUGCCAUAACACAGUGGGCUCGUACCAGUGCCGCUGCCUGCCAGGCUUCAAGGCCAUGUCCCAGGGGAAGCUCAGAUGUGUAGACAUAAAUGAAUGCUCCAAGCCUGACAUAUGUGGACCUGAAGGUCAGUGUAUUAACUUGCCGGGAUUCUAUAAGUGUGAUUGCCUGCCGGGGUACGCCAGCAAGUCCCGUCGCCAGCCUGCUUGUGAGGACAUUAAUGAAUGCCUGGACCCCAGCAGUUGUCCGAAUGAGCAGUGUGAGAAUAUACCUGGAUCUUAUGAGUGUGUGCCCUGUCAGCCAGGAUACAUGGCCCAGGGAGGAGUCUGCUAUGAUGUGAAUGAGUGCCAGAGAAGAGGAAUGUGUCUAAAUGGGCGCUGUGAGAACCUCCCAGGGACGUACCGCUGCCACUGCAACGAUGGCUUCCUGUCCGAGGCCGACAGCAAGGGCUGCCGCGACAUCAAUGAGUGUGAGGACCACCGCUUGUGUGCUAACGGCCACUGCCUGAACACCGAGGGCUCCUUCCAGUGCCAGUGUUUCCCUGGUUACCAGCCCACCCAGGAGGGCAGCCACUGUGAGGACAUUAAUGAAUGUGAGAGGGCGGCCUACUGCCAGAGAGGCCGCUGCAUCAACAUCCUGGGCUCGUACCGCUGUGAGUGUGAGGAGGGCUUCAUUCUCCGUGGACGCAGGUGUGAAGAUAUAAACGAGUGUGACGUGGACCGGAGUCUGUGCCAGCCGUUUGGCAUGUGUGAGAACCGACAGGGCUCCUAUGUGUGUGUGUGCAAUCAGGGAUACACUUUGUCUGAGGACAAACACAGCUGUGAAGCCAUCGAGAUCAACCUGGACAACAAGAAGGAGUGCUAUCUGAACCUGGACGACACGGUGUUCUGCGACAGCGUCCUAGCGACCAAUGUCACCAAACAGGAGUGCUGCUGUUCCAUCGGUGUGGGAUGGGGCGACCACUGUGAGAUCUACCCGUGCCCAGUGUCUCAUUCAUCUGAGUUCCAUUCGCUGUGUCCCGUGGGUCGAGGCUUUUACCAUGAGGAAGGCAUGACUGAGUACGGACUCGCUGUACACAGAGAUAUUGACGAGUGUAUGCUGUUUGCUGAUGAGAUCUGUAAGGAGGGUCGUUGCAUGAACACGCAGCCAGGUUAUGAGUGUUACUGUCAGCAGGGGUUCUACUACGAUGGCAAUCUCCUCGAGUGCAUAGAUGUGGAUGAGUGUCAUGAUGAGUCCAUCUGUAGAAAUGGACGCUGUGUGAACACACGAGGGUCAUUCUACUGCAACUGCAACCCCCCUUAUGCCCCGGAUGCCAGCAACAAGAAGUGUGUGAUCCCGACAGUCACAGGUGUGAACGAGUGCCAGGAUCUGGCCAACUGUAAGAACGGCCAGUGUGUGGACACCCAGGACUCCUACUACUGCAUCUGCACGUCGCCGUGGAUCCUGGCCACCGACCGCAACAGCUGUGUCACGCCAGAGGAGCAGGCCGUAACGGGUCUGUCUGUGGUGCCCCUUGCAGAUGUAGAUGAGUGCCAGGACCCCUCGUACUGCAAGAACGGACGGUGCGAGAACACGCCCGGCUCCUUUCACUGCAUAUGCAUUCAGCCGCUCACCUUCAGCGCGGCGCUCAAACAGUGCGUCUACGACGACCGGACGGCGGCCCAUAAGGACGUGUGCUUCCAGGAGGUGAGCGAGGGGCUGAUCUGCACCAGGCCCCGGAGUGGACACGUGGUCACCUACUCCGAGUGCUGCUGCCACUACGGCCGCGGCUGGGGGCCCGAGUGCCGCACCUGCCCGCGCAGGAACUCAGUGCUGUUUAAUCGGCUGUGCGAGAUGCACUUGGACACAGAGUCUGAUGGGGAAGGGGACUUCCAGGCUGUUUUUGCAAACUACAACCCAGGUGGGGACAGCUCGGAGGAGGACUCAGAUGAAUGUAGCUGUGCCAACGGCCGCUGUGUGCGCUCCUACCUGGGCACCAUGUGCGAGUGCAACCCAGGCUUCCGGCGGGACCACUCACGCACACGCUGCAUCGACAUUGAUGAGUGUGCAGAGAGAGGCCGUGUGAAUCCAUGUAAGAAUGCACGCUGUGUCAACACCAGAGGUUCCUUCAAGUGCUUCUGCAAACAAGGCUUUGUGCCUGCACGGAGACCCAACGUGUGUGUGCGACCGAGGUCCUCAUAACAUCACCUCACACACACACACACACACACACACUACACUAUCUAUUAAAUUUGUAUUUGUUUACCUGUCAUGUUGUCAUAGGAAUGUUCUCCUCUGGCCACAUUUAUGCAGGUGAACAGAGAGGGAGAGAGAAACAAACAUACACACAUGUAUUUUCUCACACACACAUACACACACACAAACACACACUUCCUCCUUCUCUCUCAUUGCCACGCACAACGAAAUAUUUUCACUGUCAUGCUCAUUCAAAAACAGACUCUUAUUUACAUUAUCAAUUACACACGCAUACACACAUGGACAAUUACAGCUAAACACUCUCACACACACUCAACACAUGUACACAAACCAAAGCCCUCUCCCUGUGGUUUCACUCUUGCCGUUAGUGUUUUUCGUUCAACUGAUUUAGUGUUCUUUUUUUUUUCUUGUUUGUUUACACUUGUGCUAUUGUAUUUUGUUGACCCUGCCUCCAAGAGAUUUGCACAAGUUUGAAACCAUUAAUUAAAUGUAAUGAGGUCUCCUCUUGUUACGCCCAUGUUUGAUUGACCUUCUGUUGUAUGUUUUAUUUUAUUUUAUUCUAUUGCCUUGUCACUGAAGAGUCCGAUGUAAGAAGCUGUUAGCUAGUGUUCACUUGUGGAUAACACCAAAAAAGUCCCGCUCCUGUCCUCAGUGUCUGUCAGUUUUUUUGGUUCCUGUUUUUCUUUUUCCUUUUUCAUCAGACACAAAUGGGAUGGAAAGGAUAUACGGAAAUGAGAUGUAAAAAAAAGAAAACAUUAGACAUCAACAACACAGCCUUUGUUUGGAAAAGUACAGUCGAGACAAAGCAGAUAAGAUUCCUUUGAAAAGCAUACAUGUCGAUGUAUUUUUGUAAUUAUUAUUUUUCUAAGUUUUGUUGACUGUUCAUCUUGCAUAUUGUUUACUAUGAUGUUAAAGGCAGCAUUGGUAUUAGUUUAGAUGACUAUGAACUGUCUGUAACCCAGGUGUCAUGAUGUGGUCUCUGGUUGCAGGUGAUAUGUUUUAUGUUCCAACAUGUCAUUUAUGACGCUCAUACAGUAUGUUAGUCCAGCAUAGGUCCCAGUGUGUAAAUAUUUAAUAAAUUAGUAUGAGGAGGUUUUUACAACAUGCCAUCAAUAUAAAGCUUUUAGAUCUUGAUCCAUUUUGUGUAUAUUGUGGGUCAAGGUUUUGUGUCAGGCUCGCAGAGAAAAUACUUGAUAUGAUUGAAACGUUGAAAAUUCUUAUUUUGAUUUGAUAUUCCUUCAUUGCUAAGAGUUAGCUUUAAGAGUGACCUAAAGCUUUUUUUGACUUUAUCUUUCAAUGAUCUACAUUGCACUUGUUGGGAUCAGAUCCAUGCCUUGAAGAGGAGGAUGACUAGGAACAAAUCAAAUCGAUUAACGACUCACAGAAAGAGGGUGAAGUGUGAACGCAUCAUACUCUCAUUGGUGUUUACUGUAACUCCAUCAGUGAGUGAGAUAUUAUGUAGAAAUGUCCCCACGCCAUCAUGCAAAUGAUGAAAUAGAGAAAACUGGCAAUAAAUAAAGUGAAUGAAGUUAAACCCUAA
Messenger RNA from Sardina pilchardus (European sardine), 5822 nucleotides. It is a transcript of the gene ltbp3, whose product is annotated as latent transforming growth factor beta binding protein 3. Lineage: Eukaryota; Metazoa; Chordata; Actinopteri; Clupeiformes; Clupeidae. The transcript is spliced from 29 exons. Gene Ontology annotation, molecular function: calcium ion binding. Bases 437 to 4267 code for a protein of 1276 amino acids. The record is from RefSeq and is a predicted model, not a curated record.